AUGUAUGGUCCCGUCACCAUGCAUCAGUACAUUCCUCCCCCGCCGCCCCAGCCCUCGAGCACGCCCGCCGGCCACAUUGCGCUGCCUCCACCACCGCCACGGCCAACGGGCUACAACAACCUGGGCGGCAUCCCCAUUCCUCCUCCCCCGCACUCGACAAACUGGGGACCACCACGGCCCCAGUACCAGCAGCCGGGCUACGAUCCAGGCCAGUACCGCAUCUACCCCCACAACCUACCUCCUCCACCAGGCCCCCCGCCCCAGCAGAUUCCCGUCGAGCGCGAACCUCCUCUGACCUCGGCCACCUACAUCCCUGGCGGCGAGUCGUUUGGCCCUGGCGUUGGCAUCCCCCCGCUGCACACCUCCAGAGGCUACUCGGAGCCCUACUACAGAGACGACUCCCACUCGGCCACCACCGAUGCCCCGCCCCAGCCCUUUUCCAGCAACCUCCUCGACAGCGUCCAGAGCGUCCAGUAUGGCUCCAAUGGCUACAACAUGCCCCCGACACCCAAUGUCCGCAAUAACCUCAACAUACCCACCGACAGAACAAACGCCUAUGAUUCCCCCGGCCCUCCAACAGCAACCCUGCAAAACCCCAUGGUCCAGAGCCACGGCAGCGUCUACUAUCGCCCAGAGAGCAACGGCACCACGCCAAUAUCCCCCCACGAUGCCUCCAUGCAAUGGCCCGCCGAGCGCGUUCAGCAGUGGCUGGCAAGCAACAACUUUUCUCGCGACUGGCAAGAGACGUUUAGGACCCUGGGCUUGGAAGGAUCUAAAUUUCUCGACAUUGGCCGUGGCCACGGAAGCAAGGGAAAUGUGGCCAUGAUGCACCAAGUCAUCUUUCCCCAGCUAGCCAAGCAGUGCACUGCAAGCGGGACUGGGUGGGAUCAGAACAGGGAGCGUGAUGAAGGUCGCAAGCUCCGCAGACUCGUCCGUGGCAUCGUGGAAUCAGGCGCUUCAAAUUCGUAUCGGCCUCCGCCCCAACGGUCCGACACCGGCAUGACGAGCGCAGGCACAGAAGGCACGCUGGAGAGUUCGCCCUAUCUUGGAUCCCGCGGCAUGGAUUUUGGUUCCACACCAACAACUGCAGGCAAUGGCGAAGAGAGCCCCGGGCGCCAACUGCUCGUGCAUUCACCUGGCGCGAGUAUAAACCCGUCCAGGCGCAUUUCCACACAACAGCGCAACUUCACCGUCCCCGGCCUCGGGCCCACGCCAGACUUUUCAGAAGGACCUGCGCGCAGUCCCUACUCGCGCGAGGUUCUCCAGGGUCUCGACGUCAAACAGGUACGACACAGCCCAAACACGUCUUCUGAAUUCGGACCAUCGUCACUGGGCGCUGGAAACCACCGCCAGUCAAGCCCGCAGCACAGUCCAGGUCUUCCAUCUGCUCGCCUUGCUACAAACGGUGGACAGCUUAGCGCGGGCCUGACCACCCAAGGCUCCCGUUACUACUCGCCCCACAACCGUGUCAACAGUGCUGAAUCGAUCAAUUCUACUUUUGCCAACACUGGCUCAGGGCCACCUUCUGGCAGAUCCUUUGAGGGCCGUUCUGAAAGUCGUAGUGAGAAUCGGAAGAAUGGGUGGGAAGGCACGCGACCUAACGUGGGCCUCAUGGAUAUUCCUACUAGCGCCAAGGACCACGAAAAGGGCUUCUUUAAGAAGAUCAUGGGCGGAAGAAAGAAGGACAGCCACCCGUCUGACGAUGCUAGUUUAGAUUCCCCGACCAGUCCGGCCAGCCAUCGCACUCAUCCCAGCGGGUCUCUUUUUGGAAAGUCGACUAUGAACUCGAGUGAGACAUCUCUAAACGAGCGUCCUCCGUCAAGACGCUCUGCACAGACGGAUUCCGACAACCGUGCUGCUGGUCGUGGCCGCACUCACGGCAAGGAAGACCGGAAGUUUGCUUUUGUCACACCAGACGGCUGGAAUUACCGCCUUCUCGACAUCACCAACGUCGAUUCAGCGACUUCUUUACGGACACUAUGUUGUGAGGAGCUGAUCCAAGGAUUAAGCAAGGUACCCGGAGUUGAACUGCACCUGACUGUUCCUGGCCAGUAUGAACAUGAUCGCCCGCUUUCCGACUCCAAGUUGCUCAAGGCUCGGUCGCAAUACGGAAACCGGUUUGGUGAGCUAAAGAUCUUUGUCAAAAUACCUCCAGAAGGAGCAGUUGGGUCGUCAACCGGGCUUGGUGUCUCGCUCCCUCACACAGCUGCCCGGGCAGUUGACGACAAUGCAUACUCGCGUCUCAAUGCCGACUCGCAGCUGGACUCGCCAGGCGCCAAAUCAGAAGAAUCCACGCUGGUUGCAGACAAGAGUGCAGCUCUACGCAAAAUGGCCGACAAGAACGAGCUCUUACCCAGUGAUGCAGCCGAAAGGUCGCAUGGCGGCGGUAGCAGUAGUAGUAGCAGCAGGCCGCCCGAGUCCUGGGAUUCGCGUGGCGACGUAUCCGAAGAGGAACGCCGCAAGCUGCUUGAAGCAGCUGCAGAAGAGCACCGAAGGGAGAUGAAGCGGAAACAAGAAGAAUAUCUCAAAACUCGAUUCCCCAAGAUGAACGGGCAAAGCCCUGAUCUGAACUCGGCGACCAGCGACAGCAUUAGUUACCGAAGCCAGCGGGUCAUUGACUUUGACGAACCACGCGCUUCGCCUUACGAGGAUCUGAAGAAGCCAUUUGAUGAUCAACAGCGCAAGAGCAAGCAACUCGUACCCUUGAGGGAGCCGCCGCCUGUGCCGGCUGACACCAGUACACUUUUGAAAGCUAACUCGUUGACAAAGAACAAGAGUAGGUGUUCGUGGCCGGAGAGUGACGACGGCCAAACAAAAAGCCUUUCAGCAGAAUCCCAGCCUGAGAAACGCAAAGCCAUACCCCAGGGCGCAAGUGGGCUCGGCGGCAUUGCCGCAGCCAUCAUUGGAGCAGGCAACCUAGGAGCCGGUAUUGGAGCCGCCAACAGAGCACCUAACAAGGGUCCCCUUCCCCCGCCAAAGGACGAAAGCUCACCAGAAGGUAUCCGGCCCUCGCAACAGGUACUCCAGGAGAACGGUUUCGGCGCCAGAACCGCUUCUGGUAGAAAUAGUCCAGGUGGGUCGCCCCGCAGCCCUGGUGAAUAUACCAUGAGCAAAGGCAACAUACCAUUCAGAAUUCCUGACUAUGAAGAAGCUUUCAGUAACGAUUCCCCGACCGAGCGGCCAGACCUUAGCAUUUUGGUGCCGGAUUUCGCAGGCCCCAACCAAAGGGAUGAUCGAUCUCGGUCGCCAGGCCGCAGCCCUCACACCGCACAAUCUACUGAACCCAGCCUUAGCAGGGAGCCAUCUAGGGCAUCGGUAUAUGGCCCAACCCAUGACUUUGAGGAAACCCGAGUCUCUUUUAUCACAAAGUCGCCAAACCUUGAUCCAAUGGAUGCGGACGACGAUGAUUCUGAUGAUGGGCUAUUCCAGGCGCCACUCGCCGGACGAGCUGGUCCUCCUCCACCUGAAAAAGACGUACCCGUUACUAGAAUCAACUCUCGUAGCCGGAGACCGAACCUCCGACUCAAAACCCAAAGAUCAAAGAACUCACUAGCCCAGGUGACUGAAAAAUCCGCAGAACCAAGCGCAAUGGGCGAUCAUGAAUCUCAGGCCAGCGAUUGGCAUCCUGAGUCGGCUGCAUCAACAACAUGGACCGACUCUCCAGACGACACAAACAAGUUUUCGCGCCGUGAAUCAUUCGCUAGUGAUGUUUGGGCUAACCGUCCACCGGCCGAAACCCUCGUGGACCAUCUCGACGAGCUCUUUCCCAACGUCAAUCUCGAUCAGCCUAUGCUGGAGGAGGCCGAGACGGAUGCAUCUACAGAGUAUAUACCCGAGAACAAGCCUUUGCCAGCCGACCCUACUCCUGCGAACCCAGCUCUCCACAGGGGAGGUGCUGGACUGCAGUCGAUUGCACAGCGCAACAUGCGCAAAUCAGGCGCUGGCUUGGGACGCACAAAGUCUAUUCGUGAAGUCGUCAAGUCGCAGUAUCAGCCACUAGAGAACCGACAUUUGCCAGGCCAUAUACCCGCCGGACCAGGGCCAUCACGCGUUGCUACGUUGCGCAAUGGUGGUGACAUUAUCAGGAGGAAAUCGACAAAGAUGUUCAACGCCAGGACGGAACAAGUUCGACCGCAGCGCGGAUCGCGUCUUGUUAUGGAGACGAUACCCCAAGACCAUCUAUCCAGCAUGCCGUCGCGCCAGCCAACCUUCAAGUGGAUGAAGGGACAGCUGAUUGGCAAGGGCACAUUUGGUCGUGUAUACCUGGGUAUGAACAUUACGACUGGUGAGCUGAUUGCUGUCAAGCAAGUCGAAGUCAAUGCCAAAGCGGCCGGCUCGGACAAGGAUAAGAUUAAAGAACUGGUCAAGAGCCUGGAUCAGGAAAUUGACACUAUGCAACACCUGGAUCAUCCAAACAUUGUGCAGUAUCUUGGUUGCGAACGCAAGGAAUACAGCAUUUCCAUUUUCCUCGAGUACAUUUCUGGUGGGUCGGUAGGAUCGUGCAUCCGCAAGCACGGCAAGUUUGAAGAAAGCGUUGUUUCCUCUCUUACCCGACAGACAUUACUAGGUCUCUCAUACCUACAUCGCGAAGGUAUUCUGCACCGCGACCUCAAAGCCGACAACAUUCUCCUCGAUCUCGACGGGACGUGCAAAAUCUCCGACUUUGGCAUCUCCAAGAAGACGGACAACAUCUACGGCAACGACGUGACAAACAGCAUGCAAGGCUCCGUCUUCUGGAUGGCGCCCGAAGUAAUUCGCUCGCAGGGCCAGGGCUACUCGGCCAAAGUCGACAUCUGGUCUCUCGGCUGCGUGGUGCUCGAAAUGUUUGCGGGUAAACGGCCCUGGUCCAAAGAAGAAGCCAUUGGUGCUAUUUACAAGCUCGGGAGCCUCAACCAGGCACCGCCCAUCCCCGAAGAUGUCAGCCGUGUGAUUGGCGUCGAAGGACUGAGUUUCAUGUACGAUUGCUUUACGAUUGAUCCCAUGGAACGCCCGACAGCGGAGACGUUGUUGCGGGCGCCGUUUUGCUUCUCGGAUCCGAAUUACAAUUUCUUGGAUACGGAGCUAUAUGCGAAGAUUCGGGGCGCUUUUCAGUAGUAGAUGUUGUUAUCGUUUAUUUUUGUGAAAGAGGGGGAGGGGAAGGGGAAAUAAAUGUAUCGACACAUGUUUAUUAUUUUUUGUGGUGGUUCUUGACGUUGUUGUGGUUGUGGUUGUGGUUGGUGUUCCAUUGGUUAUAUACCCACUUUCUUUCUCCGCUUCUAUUUUGUUUUGUUUUUUUCUCUCUCUCUAAAAAGACAUCCUUCACUUGAACAAACUAUUUUCCUUUGUUUGAAAAAUUACUGGUGUGUGGGGACAAGGGGAGAGAGGGGUUGAUGCUUCUGCAUACCAUUACAUUCACUCUUUCUAUCUAAAUCUCAUUUCUUUUUCCCUUUUAUAUGCGGCAAAGGAGGGAAAGAUUGGUAGGGUUUAAUCAAUGACGAAGCUUCAAAGUCAACCUUUUUUU
Messenger RNA from Bipolaris maydis ATCC 48331, 5500 nucleotides. The record is from RefSeq and is a predicted model, not a curated record. Lineage: Eukaryota; Fungi; Ascomycota; Dothideomycetes; Pleosporales; Pleosporaceae.